Molecule: messenger RNA, 5182 nt
Organism: Exophiala viscosa
Lineage: Eukaryota; Fungi; Ascomycota; Eurotiomycetes; Chaetothyriales; Herpotrichiellaceae
Product: ABC bile acid transporter
Exons: 2
Coding region: 360-5117 (1585 amino acids)
Biological process (GO): transmembrane transport
Cellular component (GO): membrane
Molecular function (GO): ATP binding; ATP hydrolysis activity; ABC-type transporter activity
Source: RefSeq, a predicted model, not a curated record
CACAACCGUUCAAAUCUCGUCUUCACCUUAUGUCAUAGGUGACAACGAUAUGAUAUGUGACUUUUACUGGCAUUAGGAAGAUGCGAGGAAAGAACAUUCUUUUGUCUGCUAGGAUUUGGAGUAUAUCAGGGGGCAGUCGCUACCUUUUCAAUCCGAUAUCAGACAAUGAAAUAGCCACCCCAUAUGAUCCAUACUGUGUCUCUCGUCAUACUCUCCCACCAUCCGGGCCACUUUUUAAUCUAGUACUACGUCGGCCACCAACACCCCACUUACUAAAGUUGAAUCUUCUCCCUGUCACAAACUAUCAUUCUAUACACGAAAUGUGACCAGAUUCAGGACAUCCUUCAACGCAGACAGUCAUGACGGAGCAUGGUACAACGACCUCGGUUGCCAUUUCCAUAGCAUGCCUCGUUGUUGUGGCACUUCUUUCCAUUCCGUCCGCCACCCAGUUCAUCGCCAGAUUCCGAGCGAAGAAAAGUCAAUAUCAAGACCUUACUGGACUGUACGAGGAUGAAGAUGGAGCUGCCACAGCCGAGUCUCAAGCAUCUUAUUCCGACAUAAUACCACGAUGGAUUUUGAUACUAACGUCUAUUGUCGCAAGUCUGGAUGCACUGGCUACCGCUGUCUUGACAAGUAUUCGAUCACAUCAGUCAUUGACGUUGGAACAAUGGCUUCAACUGGCAACGUGGCUGCUACUUCUGUCGCAAACCGUCACCAUUUUUGUCACACCUUCGUCCUUGAAACGGUAUAACCUAGGAAUCUAUUCCGCCACCUCUGCACUUUUUCUGGUCGUUGCAGUCGGCUUCGAGAACCUCUCCUUGUGGCAGUCGGAAGUUGAUCCUCUUCCAAGGAAAGUGCACCUUGCUUUGUCGAUUAUCCAGAUCGUCUGCGGCAUAACGCUGCUCUUUGCAAGCCUUUCCAUUCCUCGGCGGCCAGAUGUUUUCUGGAACGAAAAGGUCGUUGACCGUCAGAACACGGUUUCGGUCCUAGGAAAAUUCACGUUUUCAUGGCCAUCGCAAAUUCUCUCCUUUGCCGUCAAGAACAGAGGUCUUGGCUACGACGAUCUAGCAGAGAUCGAUCACGAGGUGCGUUCUAGAGAGUUGCGAAAACAAUUCGAAGGCGUAGGAAGGACAACCAAGUUGUGGAAAACCGUCUUCUGGUCGCACAAGUGGGCUUUUAUCCAGCAAUGGACCUUCCAGGCAAUAUGCUCCGUCACCAAUUUCAUACCACAAAUCGCCCUCUUCUACAUCCUGCGCACUCUUGAAGCUCGAGAUCAAGGAGCAGACGUUGGCUUUACGGCGUGGUUGCUGGUGAUCGCCCUGGGUGUAGCCGUGACAUUCUCAUCCUGGCUUGAAUCUUGGAUGUUCUUCAUAUGCUUCAUGAGGCUUGGUAUUCCCGUGUAUGAACAACUCUCGGCUGUCGUAUUCGGGAAAGCUCUCAGACGCAAAGAUGUCAAAGCUGCAGGCAAGAAGGAGCAAGCAGACGCCAACGGUGAAGCUCUGAAUGGGGAGGUUGUUGUGAACAAAGAUGCCGGCAAAAAGGGCGAAGAUCGUGUGCCCGAGGAAGACGAAGACGAAGACUUCCAGAAAUCUCGACAAAGCACAAUCAACCUGGUCGGUGUCGAUUCGAAAAGAAUUGCCGACUUCGCCCAAUGGAACUAUAUCUUUCUCGGUUCCGCCAUCAAACUCAUCGUCGCCUUCACAUUCUUAUCGAAACUGAUCGGUCCUAUUCCGCUGCUUGCUGGCUUGGCCGCCCCGGCUAUCAUCACACCACUAAAUAUAUACACUUCAAAACGGUAUGCCAAUGCACAAGACAACCUCAUGAAGCACCGAGAUCACAAGAUGGCAGUGGUCACAGAAGCUCUUCAAGGCAUCCGACAGAUCAAGUUCAGUGCCCUUGAGCGAGACUGGUACGAGAAGAUACUAGAGACCAGAAGGAAAGAGCUGAAAACACAAUGGCAAGUCUUUUGUUACGACACGACGCUUAUCAGCAUCUGGAUCUUUGGUCCUGUCAUGCUCGCGGCGAUCUCCCUUACAACAUACGCUGUGAUCAACAAGGAGCUGACAGCCUCUGUCGCUUUUACGACGAUCUCCGUUUUUGAGGCGAUUGAGAUGACGUUGGCUGUGAUCCCCGAAAUGGUUACAGAUUUACUCGACGCAAUAGUGUCUGCGAAGCGUGUUCAAGAGUAUCUUGAUGCUCCUGAACGCACAGACUACAGUCGGUCCGGCAAUACAAUCGCGUUCAAGAAUGCUGUCGUAGGGUGGCCUUCAGACGAUGCCGAGCAGGAGGAAGACAAGUUCAAGCUGCGCGAUCUCAACCUUGACUUCCCCAAAAACGAGUUGAGCGUGAUAUCAGGGCGAACUGGAUCCGGCAAGAGUCUACUGCUUGCCUCGAUCAUUGGCGAAGCUGACAUUCUUGAUGGCACUAUCGCGGUACCUAAGCCACCUGAGGCUGCUGCAAGAUAUGAUGGGAAAGCAAAUCGAGGCAAUUGGCUGAUCGACUCUUCGAUCGCAUUUGUAGCUCAGAUCCCGUGGAUUGAGAACGCGACGAUCCGUGAAAAUAUUCUUUUCGGCCUUCCGCUCGACAAUGAUCGAUACCAGAAGGUUCUGACGGCAUGCGCUCUAACCAAGGAUUUGGAGAUGCUCCAGGAUGGUGAGCUUACUGACAUUGGUGCAAAUGGGAUCAAUCUCAGUGGCGGCCAGAAGUGGCGAGUAUCCUUUGCCCGAGCUUUGUACUCAAGAGCUGGCAUCUUGGUCUUGGACGACAUUUUCUCGGCCGUUGACGCGCAUGUAGGGAGACACCUGUUUGAGCAGGCAUUGACUGGUGAGCUUGGUCAAGGACGCACGAGAAUCCUGGUAACCCAUCAUGUCGCCCUCUGUCUACCCAAGACGAACUAUGCAGUUCUGCUGGCGAAUGGCACGGUCGAGCAGGCAGGGCGGACCGAAGAUUUACGCAAGAGUGGGAGAUUGAACUCGAUCCUGGACGUUGACGAGGACGAACAGCAGAAGGAAGAAGAACAAGCCGACAAAGAUCAAGAGCUUGCUAUCGACGACGGCGGCGGUCUGAACAGAAUGCUCACCAACCGCUCGCGGCGGAAAUCAGCCCUGAGCGAUGCACCUCCUGACCUUAAUCGCCAUCGCUCCCAUGCCGGUGCGGACGAUACAGAGCAAUCAAACGCGCCUAAGAAAUUCAACGAAGAAGAAAAGCGCGAGACCGGCGCGAUCAAAUACAAGAUUUACGACACUUAUAUCCGUGCCUGCGGCGGCUAUAGCUUCUGGCUCUUCGUUCUGACAAUCUUCGCCUUCUGGAUUGUGGUCUACCUUGCUAGAUCGUACUGGAUCAGUAUAUGGACGCGCUCCUAUCGCACCGAGUCCGUCUUCCACACUCGGCUGAUGCAGCAAUCCGUUGGUGUGUACCAGCACAUCCAAUCUCAAUUAGCGGCCACUAAAAUCGACUCGGAUCUUCGCUACUACCUAGGUGUCUAUCUGGGGAUAUCGCUUGUGGCAUGGCUUGUUGGCACGGUGCGCUACUUCUUCGUAUUCCUCGCCUCAAUCCGUGCUUCGAAGAUUCUGUUUGAGAAGCUAGCCUUCGCCGUUCUGCGCGCCCCGCUUCGAUGGCUCGAUACUGUGCCCCUGGGACGGAUCCUCAACCGGUUCACCGCAGACUUCAACAUGGUCGACUCGCGCAUCAGUAUGGAUUUGGGGUUCUUACUACACAAUAUAGUGCAAGUCUUGUCUGUGGUCAUUGCCGGGCUUUUCGUAUCACCGUUCACAAUCAUCUUCGCAGUCGGACUGCUCUCUAUCUCUGGCUGGUAUGCCCUUCAGUAUCUCGCGGGCGCACGCGAGGUCAAAAGACUCGAAAGUAACGCAAAGUCCCCCAUUUUCGAGCAAUUCGGCUCGGUUCUCAUGGGAAUUGGGACAAUUCGGGCUUUCGACAAGGCCGACGGUUAUCUCGACAAGAUGUACGCCAAGAUUGACAAGCAUUGCCGCGCCUACUGGCAUCUUACGCUGUUCAAUCGAUGGAUGGGAUGGCGGCUAAAUAUGGUCGGGUCAGUGUUUUCUGCAGUCAUGGCGGCCUUGAUCGUGAGUAUCAGGUCGAUUGACUCGUCACUGGCUGGUUUCGCAUUGAGUUUCGCUCUGGGUCUGUCUGAAGGCGUCAUCUGGAUCCUGAGGCAGUACUCAAAUCUGGAGCUGGAUAUGAAUGCCACGGAGCGGAUUGUCGAGUACAGCAACAUAGCAAUUGAGAACCAAGGCGGUCAUGAUGCGCCAGCGGCGUGGCCGACGGAGGGCAACUUGGAGGUCCAUGAUCUGGUCGUGGCUUAUGCGCAAGAUCUGCCGCCCGUACUGAAGGGUCUGACAUUCAGCGUGUCAAGAAACCAGCGCGUUGGAGUUGUUGGGCGAACAGGCGCCGGCAAGUCGAGCCUUACGCUGGCUCUGUUCAGAUUCCUGGAGGCACAGUCUGGACAGAUCGUCAUUGACGGAAUCGACAUCUCCAAAAUCAAAUUGUUCGAUUUACGCUCACGGCUGGCAAUCAUACCGCAGGAUCCGGUGCUCUUCUCGGGAACAGUCCGGAGCAACCUCGACGCGUUUGACCAGCAUUCGGACGAGGAGCUUCGUGAGGCUCUUGCCAGAGUGCACCUCAUUUCGUCGGCGAGUGUAGCAGCGAGUGGAAGCGCGACACCUGUUCCGAACGGACAUGCUGUGACGACCGAUACGAAUACAAACAUAUUCCGCUCGCUGUCAUCGAAAAUCUCCGAAGGUGGUCUGAACCUGUCCCAAGGACAGCGGCAGUUGUUGUGCCUCGCCCGUGCGAUCGUGUCACGGCCGAAGAUCAUGGUGCUCGACGAGGCUACGAGCGCGGUGGAUAUGGAGACCGAUGCCCUGAUUCAGAGGUCGAUCCGUGAAGAGUUCACGGAUAGUACGUUGAUUGUGAUUGCACAUCGGUUGAGCACGAUCGCAGAUUUCGACAGGAUUCUUGUAUUGGGUGAGGGUAAGGUGCUCGAGUAUGAUGAUCCUCGGAGUUUAAUGUCCAAGGAGGAUGGAGUGUUCAGAGAGAUGGUUGAGACAUCGGGUGAACGAGCAGAACUGGAGAAAAUAAUUGGCACUACUCAGAGAUAGUGCUGGUAAUAUAGACUGUUUGAGGUGCUCGAAGUGGUCGCCAGAAGAUGCUUCGUGCUUGCAUG